AUGAAACACAAUUUGCGAAAGGCGAUUAAGACAGGCGAUGACGGCGAUGAAGGCGAUGACGGCGAUGAAGGCGAUGAAGGCGAUGAAGGCGAAGGUUAUACGAGAGGUGAUGUCGGCUUCAAUCUCAGCCUUGCGACGCAUCUACCAGUUAUAGAGAUCUGCGAUGCUAUUCAUGGAAAGAAGAUUGCCAACAUUGCAUCCCGUACCGAAGAGAUCGGCAGUUUGGACACGCACGACCAGAUCCCAAGCCUGUGGGACCACGACAUGUCCUGUUUAUCGAUUGCCAGCCGUCUACUUAGCCUCGCGGGACGGCAGGUCCGUAUUGAAGAUCUGUUCUGGAAGGCUGAGUGA
Messenger RNA from Macroventuria anomochaeta, 351 nucleotides. RefSeq lists its product as uncharacterized. The transcript has a single exon. Bases 1 to 351 code for a protein of 116 amino acids. The record is from RefSeq and is a predicted model, not a curated record. Lineage: Eukaryota; Fungi; Ascomycota; Dothideomycetes; Pleosporales; Didymellaceae.